AUGGAUCGAACACUGGCCAAUACCUUGGAUUGUCCCCCUAUCUUCAACACGCUCAGUUCUGGCAGUUUCGGGAACUCCAGUGGAUAUGCUGGCUCCCAAACUGAGGACACCGACCCGGACUUCUUCCCCCUUUUGAACGACACUCUCAAUGGCAAGUCCCGUCAGCUGCUGAUCAACGCGUCUACCGUGUCUGCUAGUCUGAUCCAGGCACUGCCAGCUUGGACGUCGCCCCAGUCAGUAAGUGACAAGUUUGACACGGCUCAAAAGAUCCUGAUGGCCAAUUAUGUUUCAAACGCUGGCUUCCUGUCCUCCUUGGUGAGUCCAUCGGUCUCCUCCACGAACCUGUUCCAGAACAUGUAUCCGAUGCAGAGACUGUUGUCUAUCACCGGACUUGGAGACCAAUAUGAAAACACUAUCAACAGUAACUACAUCCAUCGGCCCAGAGCCGACUCCUAUGUCGCAGCUCCACAGGCACGUUACAAGAGCGUCGAUGGUCUGAUCGAUCUCUCAAAGAAGAGGGACAUCCGUAUGGCUUACAAUAACCAGAGCUACACUCCAUCAUUUGAGAAGGAGAACAAAGAGCCGUCAGCUUCAAUCAGCUCGAAGCAUAGCUCUUUUGACGGCAAGGCGUUGAAGCCAGCCAAGUCAGUAUCAUCAGACAAGGUGCAAGCCUUAGAAGCCGAGCUUGCCUUCCAGACUGAGAUGAACAAGUCCGUAGCAGAGAAGCUCAAGAACUUCAAGUUAAACAAGACACAGGCAUCUGGGUCCAAUUACAAGGAUAGCCCAUCUGUGCAGAUGCCCCAGAAAUACCACCAGCUUUUCAAAGACCUCACACAGACCUUGAAUGAGAGGACCAGUGACUUGGAGGACACCAAGUCGAGAUUGGAAGCCAUCAUGGUAGCGUUGGUGAUGAACAAAGGUAGUGACAUCAUAGAAAAUGGUACCUUCGACGCACAGGAGAUGGCCCACAGACUCGUGAGCAAGUUGGAGGUCUUGCUGGCAGAGAAUGAGUCCUUACAGAGAAUGGUAAGCUACAGCAACAAGCAGAGUCUCCUUAUUGAGUUGAACUUAUUGAGAGAGGAGAAUGAGUCUUUGAAGAAGACCAUCAAAGAAUUUGACAAAAAGUAG
This is a messenger RNA of Candidozyma duobushaemuli, 1128 nucleotides long. RefSeq names its product Mum2p (gene MUM2). The coding region runs from base 1 to 1128 and encodes 375 amino acids. The transcript has 2 exons. NCBI's taxonomy places the organism in Eukaryota, Fungi, Ascomycota, Pichiomycetes, Serinales, Metschnikowiaceae. The record is from RefSeq and is a predicted model, not a curated record.